Molecule: messenger RNA, 564 nt
Organism: Verruconis gallopava
Lineage: Eukaryota; Fungi; Ascomycota; Dothideomycetes; Venturiales; Sympoventuriaceae
Exons: 2
Coding region: 1-564 (187 amino acids)
Source: RefSeq, a predicted model, not a curated record
AUGCCGACGUUCGUACUUAGAUCCAAUCCUACCGUGCCGUUCAUAAGCGUCCGCGUUCAAAACGAGCGCGACGACUUGAAUAUCUUCUGGCGAGCAGCAGGCAGGCUUGGCACCCUUAGGAGCACCUCGGAGUGCAGAGGAGCCUUCGUCGUCGUCGUUGUCGUUGGGGAAAACGGUCGCGGGAUUCUGGACAAGAUGCGGGCGAGAAGCAAGCUGCUCGUUUGUGCAAUGGAAACUGGCAACGGCCGAGGCCGGCUGUCCUCAUCGCACUGGCUGUUCGGCCUGCUGGCCUGGGCCAGCUCAAGUGGCUCCGUUACCAAAUCGCGAGACCGCUCGCCGAAUUUUGACAUCACCGUAGGGGCCCUUAGGCAGACCUUCGUGAAGGUGGACUGGGACUGGAUCUCCAUGCCUGAUGUCCUGCUGAUCCUCGUCCUCGCAUUCCUAGUUUCCGUCAGCGCCAGCACGCGAGGAUCUUGCUUCAAGUCCUGGAAAGAAGACAACAUUGCCAUGUUGCUCCACGGCAAUGCACAGCAAGCCGGACGACGAUUUCUCCGCGCUACCUAA